Molecule: messenger RNA, 3573 nt
Organism: Oncorhynchus mykiss (rainbow trout)
Lineage: Eukaryota; Metazoa; Chordata; Actinopteri; Salmoniformes; Salmonidae
Source: RefSeq, a predicted model, not a curated record
UGUGGUAACUAGUGACCCCCAGUGCGUCCCUGCUACUGGGGUGUGAUUGGAGGGAAACCCCGUGGACUCGACAUUCAGACCGGUUGUGAGAGAAGCAGCUGUGUAACGUAGCUAGCGAGCCACACCGACAACACCACUAGCCCUUUGCACUCAGUCCUGAGUAGCCAUGGUUGACAAGAGCGAGGUGGUUCAGAAGGAGCUGGUCCAGAAGGCCAAGCUGGCGGAGCAGGCCGAGCGCUACGACGACAUGGCGGCCUCCAUGAAGGCUGUGACAGAGGAAGGCACCCAGUUGUCCAACGAGGAGCGGAACCUCCUCUCUGUGGCCUAUAAGAACGUGGUGGGUGCUCGGCGUUCCUCCUGGAGGGUGGUGUCCAGCAUCGAGCAGAAGACUGAGGGCAGCGAGAAGAAGCAGGCCAUGGCCAAGGAGUACAGGGAGAAGAUAGAGAAGGAACUGAAGGAGAUCUGUAACGAUGUGCUGGGUCUUCUGAACCAGUUCCUCAUCCCCAAUGCUACUCCGGCCGAGAGCAAAGUGUUCUAUUUGAAAAUGAAAGGAGAUUACUACCGCUACUUAGCCGAGGUGGCGGUUGGAGAGGAGAAAGCCGCCAUCAUCGGUAACUCCCAGGAGGCCUAUAAGGACGCGUUUGAGAUCAGCAAGAAGGACAUGCAACCCACCCACCCGAUUCGUCUGGGCCUGGCUCUCAACUUCUCUGUGUUCUACUACGAGAUCCUCAACUCCCCCGAGCAGGCCUGCAAACUGGCCAAGACGGCUUUCGACGACGCUAUUGCAGAGCUGGAUUCUCUGAGUGAAGACUCCUACAAAGACAGCACCUUGAUCAUGCAGCUACUGAGAGACAACUUGACACUGUGGACCUCAGACAACCAGGGAGAUGGAGAGGAUGCUGAGGAGGGUAGAGACUGACCUGGUUCCUGUUCCCUGGUCUGUCUGUCUGACUGACUGUCAUCAUCCUCUAUCUAUCAACACUGAGACAGACAGACUGACCACCUCAUCCUGCCCAACGCUUCUCUUUAGUUCUGUCUGUCACCUCAUCUCUCCAUGUGUUUACUCUUCUUUCGGGAAUCAUUGUGGGGGGGGGUUGCUUUCCAGGACUUGGUUGUGGGAGGGGGUUGCUUUCUAGGACUUGGUUGUGGGAGGGGUUUGCUUUCUAGGACUUGGUUGUGGGAGGGGGUUGCUUUCUAGGACUUGGUUGUGGGAGGGGGUUGCUUUCUAGGACUUGGUUGUGGGAGGGGGUUGCUUUCUAGGACUUGGUUGUGGGAGGGGGUUGCUUUCUAGGACUUGGUUGUGGGAGGGGGUUGCUUUCUAGGACUUGGUUGUGGGAGGGGGUUGCUUUCUAGGACUUGGUUGUGGGAGGGGGUUGCUUUCUAGGACUUGGUUGUGGGAGGGGGUUGCUUUCUAGGACUUGGUUGUGGGAGGGGGUUGCUUUCUAGGACUUGGUUGUGGGAGGGGUUGCUUUCCAGGACUUGGUUGUGGGAGGGGUUUUGGGACAUAUAUUAUAGUAUGUUGGGGUGAGGGACUUGUCUACUGAGCGUAUAAUUAUUUGUGGGCGGAGCAACAGGGUGUUACAUGUAGGUUGACGGGGGAGGGGAACUUCUCAACUCAUGCAAUGAACCUGGUCUAGUCCUCUACCUGUGUUCAGGUUGGGAAUGAACCUGGUGUAGUCCUCUACCUGUGUUCAGGUUGGGAAUGAACCUGGUGUAGUCCUCUACCUGUGUUCAGGUUGGGAAUGAACCUGGUGUAGUCCUCUACCUGUGUUCAGGUUGGGAAUAAACCUGGUCUAGUCCUCUACCUGUGUUCAGGUUGGGAAUGAACCUGGUCUAGUCCUCUACCUGUGUUCAGGUUGGGAAUGAACCUGGUCUAGUCCUCUACCUGUGUUCAGGUUGGGAAUAAACCUGGUCUAGUCCUCUACCUGUGUUCAGGUUGGGAAUGAACCUGGUCUAGUCCUCUACCUGUGUUCAGGUUGGGAAUGAACCUGGUGUAGUCCUCUACCUGUGUUCAGGUUGGGAAUAAACCUGGUCUAGUCCUCUACCUGUGUUCAGGUUGGGAAUUAACCUGGUCUAGUCCUCUACCUGUGUUCAGGUUGGGAAUGAACCUGGUCUAGUCCUCUACCUGUGUUCAGGUUGGGAAUGAACCUGGUGUAGUCCUCUACCUGUGUUCAGGUUGGGAAUAAACCUGGUCUAGUCCUCUACCUGUGUUCAGGUUGGGAAUGAACCUGGUCUAGUCCUCUACCUGUGUUCAGGUUGGGAAUGAACCUGGUCUAGUCCUCUACCUGUGUUCAGGUUGGGAAUGAACCUGGUCUAGUCCUCUACCUGUGUUCAGGUUGGGAAUGAACCUGGUCUAGUCCUCUACCUGUGUUCAGGUUGGGAAUGAACCUGGUCUAGUCCUCUACCUGUGUUCAGGUUGGGAAUGAACCUGGUCUAGUCCUCUACCUGUGUUCAGGUUGGGAAUGAACCUGGUCUAGUCCUCUACCUGUGUUCAGGUUGGGAAUGAACCUGGUCUAGUCCUCUACCUGUGUUCAGGUUGGGAAUUAACCUGGUCUAGUCCUCUACCUGUGUUCAGGUUGGGAAUGAACCUGGUCUAGUCCUCUACCUGUGUUCAGGUUGGGAAUGAACCUGGUCUAGUCCUCUACCUGUGUUCAGGUUUGGAAUUAACCUGGUCUAGUCCUCUACCUGUCUACAUGGUAAAGAUCUUGUGCUUGACAACAUUGCUUGAUUCAUUUGUGGUUCGACAUCAGUCUCUCUUGAUUGGAGGAGGCAGCAGCGAGCGGUUUUAGUCUGUAGCCAGGCGACUGACGGCAGGAGCAUUAGGGGAUAGUCCUGAUGGCGUCUUAUCGAUGGUGGGUUGGCGUGGUCGUUGUGGUGCUCCCCAAAAUGGCACCCUAUUCCCUAUAAAGUACACUACUUUUAGACCAGAACCCUAUGGACCUUGGUCAAACACCCGUGCACUAUGUAGGGAGUAGGGUUCCAGUAGUGCACUAUGUAGGGAGUAGGGUUCCAGUAGUGCACUAUGUAGGGAGUAGGGUUCCAGUAGUGCACUAUGUAGGGAGUAGGGUUCCAGUAGUGCACUAUGUAGGGAGUAGGGUUCCAGUAGUGCACUAUGUAGGGAGUAGGGUUCCAGCUGAGAGGGAAACCUUGGAUAGUGAUGUUACAUUCCAUUAAACUGUCUCUGUUCUGCUCCAGCUUCUUCUUCUUCUUCAGUUUCACUGACCUGCUAACGUCAUUUUGUAUUUCUGUGUCGAGUAGGAGGUUUGGGAAAAGUCUAGAACAAAGAGGACUCCUAAUACUCAGACUGUUUUUAAAACCAGCAGAGCAAGGAAGAAUUUCCCCUCGUUGCUUCAUCUAGUUGCUGCUUCUUCUUUCCUUCCCCAGUUAAGGGUUUCUUUUGAUACUUGUGGUUGAGAACUAGUUAACGGGGAGAAAAGGGAGGUUGUUGUUGGGCUGGUUGUCUUUGUCCAUGUCUUUUUUGGAAAUUUUCAUACGAAACACCUAAAGCAUAACUGUUAUCUGGAGGGAAAUGUUAUUUCAUGUAUGUGGAAUUAAAAAGAUAAUUUAUAAGUU